GCACAGUGUGUCAUGGCCAGCUGAUGAACUGUCACCGAAAGUGGGGAUUUGCGUGCACUCAAUUGGGAAAUUUACUAAUCCGCGGCGAAAGCACGCGAGUAGUUUAGUCCGAUUCCUGCAUGACAAGUUCUUCAAGUCGCUAUUUUCAGUAUUAUCCAGUGUAUAGUUUAAGUGUGUGAUCUGUGAUUUUGGCGGGCAGUCUUGGGAGGGUUCAUCAGUGUCAGAGAAAAGGGUCGCGGUUUGGAACUUUGUAGAUCACUUUGAUACUCUGCAGAUAAGCGAUAGGAAGCGAGGCACAUAGAGUGGUGGGAUUAGGGCAUUAGUGGAAUCAGUUAAGGUGCAACUGAUAAAGUGAGCAGAUUAGGGAAGGUGUGCCUAGAGCGCCCGGAGACAGAGAAAUCCCUCAAAAUCCCUGAAGAUGAGCCACUCGAAGGGACUGAAGGAUGUCUUCAGCUACAAUUCCUGGAUUCAUGCAGUGUCAGGAGCCUCGGGAGCUCUUGUGGCCAUGUCUGCGUUCUACCCGCUGGACACCGUCAGAUCCAGGCUACAGUUGGAAGAUCCGGAGAAGCGGAAGAACCAGAGCACUUGGGACGUCCUGCGGCAGCUGGUGACUGAGGAGGGCUUCAGCACACUCUACAGAGGCCUCGUGCCGGUUCUCGAGAGUCUCUGCAUUUCGAACUUCGUCUAUUUCUACACAUUCCACAGCCUGAAGGCGAUGCGACAGACCGGAAGGGGUCAGAGUGCCAUCAAGGACCUCCUCAUGGGCGCCGUAGCGGGAGUGGUGAAUGUGCUGAGCACCACGCCGUGCUGGGUGGUCAACACGCGCCUAAAGAUGAAGGGCAUCAAGGCGUCUGGGGGCGAAGAUCGCGCACCGUACACAAAUCUCUUCCAAGGAUUGUUGUAUGUGGCGCAAAAGGAGGGCAUUUCUGGACUCUGGGCGGGCACGAUUCCCUCACUGGUGCUGGUCAUCAAUCCCGCUCUGCAAUUCAUGAUGUACGAGGGCCUGAAGCGGCGCCUGGUGAAGAUGUACGGUGAAUUGCCCGCCUUGGGCUACUUCCUCGCUGGCGCCGUGGCCAAAGCUUUCGCCACGGUGCUGACGUAUCCUCUGCAGCUCAUCCAGACGAAGAUGCGCCACGGCGACCGCAAUGCCAAUCUGCCGCCCAACGCAGGCACCAUCGAGAUCCUGCUGUUCCUGCUCAAGAGCCACGGCCCGGCGGGACUGUUCAGGGGUCUUGAGGCGAAACUCCUGCAGACAGUUCUCACGGCGGCGCUCAUGUUCGCGACGUACGAGAAAAUCGCCAAAUACGUGACGAUGAUCCUCACACGUCAGGUGAAGGCGAAGUAAGGAUAACUUCUGUGACUAACUGUGAGGCUUUUUAUUUAUCACAAAAACUCUAUUUAUUUGUAAAACAGACGGAAAACCAAAGAAGAACUCUUGUAAUACCAGUUUUCCCACGUGGUAAUUUCUUAUUGUCUGCUUCUUUUGGGCUGGUAUAUGUGUUAUCUUUCCUCUUACCUAAAAAAACAGGUUGAUUUAGUUUGGCGCUAAAGGUGAACGCGAUUUGCAUGAAUUUUCCACGAUCGAAAGGGUUUAUAAAUAGCAUCCAUGACAAAUUGUUGCAUUUGAGACUCCAUCGAAUGUGUGAUUAAAUGGAUUGGAAAUUAA
Molecule: messenger RNA, 1666 nt
Organism: Phlebotomus argentipes
Lineage: Eukaryota; Metazoa; Arthropoda; Insecta; Diptera; Psychodidae
Gene: PMP34
Product: peroxisomal membrane protein PMP34
Exons: 3
Coding region: 419-1345 (308 amino acids)
Cellular component (GO): peroxisomal membrane
Molecular function (GO): ATP transmembrane transporter activity; coenzyme A transmembrane transporter activity; NAD transmembrane transporter activity
Source: RefSeq, a predicted model, not a curated record